GUGUGUGCGCUGAGCUUGUGCAAAGAGAGAGAGAGAGCGCAACAGAGAAGCUUUAGUUGAGUUUAGUCUCAACAGUGUUACUAUUUAAAACAGUCAGAGAGGAAGAGCGCACAACAUCUAGGAGAUAAGCAACCACAGAAACACACUUUAAAGUGAGACUGUGAGUGGUCUGGACACUGAUGGUCCUCUCCUGAGGCUGUGACUGCUUCACCAGGAGAGAUGUGAUCGUUGUGCGACUUAUUUGACACACAGACACACCUGCUCCAUCCUCAGGUGGCGUUCUGAAGGACUGGAUUGCUGAAACGACACAGUGUUUACCAGAGGCCAGUGGACUGCACGCAGCCGGGGCAAACAUGGACUACCUGUGGGGGAUUGUACUGCUGCUGUGGACGCUCGGCGCACCGGAAAGAGGAACAGACGCACAGAGGAGCAAGAACAACGUACCCCGGCUCAAACUCUCAUAUAAAGGAUGUUCUCAGAAGGAGUGCUCUAACUUCAUAAAGGUUCUGCAGCCGUUUAAUCAGACGCACUUGUAUGUGUGUGGAACAGGAGCCUUCCAUCCCGUCUGUGCUUAUGUGGAAGUGGGCAAACGCCCGGAGGACAACAUCUUUCGGCUAGGGUCGUCAAACUUUGAGAAUGGCCGUGGAAAGAGUCCCUAUGACCCCAAACUCCUGACUGCUUCCAUGCUGAUCGAUGGGGAACUUUAUGCUGGGACAUCAGCUGACUUCAUGGGCCGGGACUUUGCCAUUUUCCGAACGUUAGGCAAGCACCAUCCAAUCAGAACAGAGCAGCACGACUCCAGAUGGCUCAACGAUCCUAGAUUUAUCAGCGUGCAUCUCAUCCCAGAGAGCGACAACCCUGAAGACGACAAGAUCUAUCUGUUCUUCAGAGAGAACGCUAUUGAUGGAGAGCAAAUCAGCAAAGCUACACACGCCAGAAUCGGACAGUUGUGCAAGAACGAUUUUGGAGGCCACAGGAGUUUGGUGAACAAAUGGACCACCUUUCUGAAGGCCCGUUUAAUCUGCUCCGUUCCUGGCCUGAACGGCAUCGACACACACUUUGAUGAACUACAGGAUGUUUUUCUCAUGAGCUCCAAGGAUCCCAAAAACCCUAUCAUCUAUGCUGUAUUUACAACAUCCAGUAACAUCUUUAAGGGCUCAGCGGUGUGUAUGUACGGUAUGGCGGAUAUCAGGAGGGUGUUUCUGGGCCCCUAUGCCCACCGAGAUGGACCCAACUACCAAUGGGUACCGUUUUUGGGUAGAGUGCCAUAUCCAAGACCUGGCACGUGCCCCAGCAAAACAUUUGAUGGUUUUGAAUCAACAAAGGACUUUCCUGAUGACGUUAUCACUUUUGCCAGAAGCCAUCCGGCCAUGUACAACCCAGUGUUUCCCAUCAACAACCGUCCAAUCAUAAUCAAAACCAAUGUUGACUAUCAGUUUACUCAGAUAGUGGUGGACAGGGUGGAGGCAGAGGACGGCCAGUAUGAUGUUAUGUUUAUUGGCACUGACAUGGGCACAGUUCUUAAGGUGGUUUCCAUCCCCAGAGGAACAUGGCAUGACCUUGAAGAAGUCCUGUUGGAAGAGAUGACUGUGUUCAGAGAGCCAACAGCUAUUACUGCGAUGGAACUCUCCACAAAGCAGCAACAGCUCUAUCUGGGAUCCGCCAUUGGGGUUUCUCAAAUGCCGCUGCAUCGCUGUGACGUGUACGGGAAGGCCUGCGCUGAGUGCUGUCUGGCGCGUGAUCCUUACUGCGCCUGGGACGGCUCACAGUGUUCCCGAUACUUUCCAACUGCUAAGAGGAGAACGAGGCGUCAGGAUAUAAGGAAUGGAGACCCUCUGACUCAAUGUUCGGAUCUACAGCAUCACGAUGAGGCAGACGGAGAGAGAGGUUUGCUGGAUAAGACAGUGUAUGGGGUUGAAAACAGCAGCUCUUUUCUGGAGUGCAGUCCUAAAUCCCAGCGUGCCCUUAUUUACUGGCAGUUUCAAAGAUACGGAGAGGACCGCAAACAAGAGGUAAAGUCAGAUGAGCGGGUGUUGGGCACAGAACAGGGUCUGUUGAUCCGAACCCUCCAUCAGAAGGACUCGGGUGUGUAUUACUGCCAUGCUGUUGAACACGGCUUCAUUCAGACCCUCCUCCGCCUCACGCUCAACGUCAUUCCCACCGAACACCUGGAUGACCUCCUGCACCGAGACACACCCGACAGCAACGACCCGGCCAACGGCAAGAUGUGGUACCGCGACUUCCUGUCCCUCAUCAACCCGCCGAGCCUAAACAGCGUCGACCAGCUCUGCGAGCAGGUUUGGAAAAGAGAACGGAAACAGCGUAGACAGAAAGCCAAUCUGCUGCACGCCAGCCAAUCACACGCCAGCCAGCUAAUCCACCCCAGCCAAUCACACACCAGUAAGUGGAAGCUGCUACAGGAAAACAAGAAAGGACGCAAUCGCAGGACCCACGAGAUGCAGCGGGUGCCCCGCAGCGUGUGACAUGGACUCUAAAUAAAAAAGGACGAGGAAAUCCAACAGACUUCUAUUGAGACUGGAGACAGGAAGAGCGGAAUUCCACUUCCUGUAGUGUGUGCAAGAGAUUUACUUAUGAACCAGAGCACAUCUUCAUUCACACGUAUUGAGACUCUAACUCUGAGAGGACUUAACAGGACACAAGAUGCAAACAGACACUGAAAUACCUGUAAAUAUGACAUAAAUACAAAAAUAUACUGUGAGACAGGUUUCAGUCUGUAUAAAAACCCUGUUUCAUUUAUGAGGGACAAAACAUGGAUGCUGAAAGACCACUGUUUAACCUCCAUUUAGCCGAAGCACAAUGCAUUCUGGGUAAUGAACUUGUCAGUAAUAUUAUGUGUAUAGAGUGUGUUGACCUUAACAUAUACUGUAUAUCUUUGUAUUGGAAUGGUAGGCCCAUCUGUUUAUGUACGUAUCCAUUAAUUAAGGAAUUGUUCAUUAGGUUUUAUUCUUCUUUCUUUUCCCCCUAUUUCUAUCUUCCUCCUUGUGUUUUCUAUUUUCAUCUGCUGCAAAAGCAGCGCCUCGGCAAAUCCAUUAAUGGAACUGUGUUCUUCCUCUGAAUAAGCUCUUCUUGACAAGAAAAAAUAACUAAAAAUCAUUUCUGCUAUUUUUUUUAGAUUAAUAUUUAAUUUUGUACUGCGCCAGAGUAUAUCUAAAAUAUUACAUAAUAGAUUUAUUUUCUUAUUAGUUGUCCUCAUUGUAAACCACUGCACCAUGAGGGUAAACAAGCCCUCUUCACUCAUUUUUUCUCCUCAGUUAAGUUAUUUGUUGUCAUGAUUUUCUCUAUGUUCACAUUUGCGUUUAUUUAAAAGUAUUGUGGUCGAGUAUGUGAAAUACGGUGGCAUUUAUUAAGGGGUAUUGCCGUCAUGUUGUCAUGUCUGUCACACAUGCUUAGCAAAAUACUGGUUUUCACAAAAAAACAAUCCACACUACUAUUUAGGAGAAUAUAUGUUUUUCAGCUGAAGAAUAAUUCUGUUUAACAAUUCUGCAUAACAUUGAUUAUUAUUAUUAUUAACUAUGCCCUUUGUAACUGCUAAAAAAGGAGUUUAGAUUUUUCAUUUUUGGUUUUUAAAAGCCCUUCUCUUUAUAUGACAUUUAAGCCCAUACUUGAAAUCAACAUGGAAUUAUAGUAUGUCCGAAACCCUUUUUGCUACUAUGAUGUGACAUUUCUGAGUGAAACAGCAUAAUUCAGAAAUUCAUCUAUUUUAUUCCCUGGAAAUUGAUUGGAUUAUGAAAAGUGAGUAAUAAUUUAGGGA
This is a messenger RNA of Sinocyclocheilus rhinocerous, 3772 nucleotides long. RefSeq names its product semaphorin-3ab-like. Lineage: Eukaryota; Metazoa; Chordata; Actinopteri; Cypriniformes; Cyprinidae. The record is from RefSeq and is a predicted model, not a curated record. The coding region runs from base 354 to 2483 and encodes 709 amino acids. Gene Ontology annotation, cellular component: plasma membrane; axon; glutamatergic synapse. Gene Ontology annotation, biological process: neural crest cell migration; semaphorin-plexin signaling pathway; motor neuron axon guidance. Gene Ontology annotation, molecular function: semaphorin receptor binding; chemorepellent activity; neuropilin binding. The transcript has 16 exons.